UCAAUACUUGUCGGAGGAUAGGCUUCAAAUAAAAGAAAGAAAUAUAUUUGGCAGCUUUCCAUCAUUUAUCUCAUGACAAGAUUUUCCUCACGAUAAGAUGACGAUAAGCUUUGAAAUUCGUCACAGCAUCUACGACACCGAUGGAUAACGGCAAACAACACGCGAGAAAGUUCUGAAGUGAACGUCAUCAAUGGUCGUUUAGAACAGAGGCAGCAAUGAUUGACUUUGAAGAUCUCCGGUUAUUCCCAGGUCUUGAGGCCAUGGUGAAUGUCUUUAUGGUCCUUGGCAUCCUGACGGCUAUGAAGCUCGUUGGGAGGACAGCAUGGGAUGUGGUCGUGGGUCUGAGGGCGCAUGUGUGGUCUAAACUGUGCAAGAAGAACUUAGCGAAGACUUACGGGAAGUGGGCAAUUGUAACAGGAUGCACAGAUGGAAUUGGGAAAGCUUAUGCUUUUGAACUGGCAAAGAAUGGUAUGAACAUUAUUUUGAUAUCUCGAACUGCAGAAAAACUACAGAAUGUUGCUUCAGAGAUUGGUAGAAAGUUUGGAGUCAAGACCGAAAACGUACAAGUAGACUUCAACUUGGGAAAAGAGAUUUACUCCGUAAUUGAGAAAAGCAUUGAAGGAAAGGAGAUUGGCAUCUUAGUAAACAACGUGGGAGUUAUAACCCCUCACCCUAUGAGUUUUGGCGAAGUGAACAACCAUAUUCUUUGGAGUCAUGUUAAUGUGAAUGUUGCAUCUCCUCUGGCAAUGACCAAGAUCAUCCUCCCUCAGAUGCUCAAGCGAAGAAAAGGGGCUAUAGUAAAUUUGGCUUCCAUAGCUGGCCGAUGUCCUAUUCCCCUCCUCCAAAUUUACUCUGCUUCAAAGGCAUUUGUAGACUACUUCUCUGAGGCUUUAGGAGUGGAGUAUAAAUGUUCAGGCAUUACAGUUCAGACCAUUACUCCAGGUUAUGUAUCAACCAACAUGACAAGCUACUCUGAAAAGAUCUACAAGCCAAGUCUUAUGGUGCCAACUGCCUCUAACUUUGCUGCACAUGCCCUGGACACUCUGGGGUAUACCAGUUACACCACAGGCUACUGGUCUCACGGGAUAAUGGCUUGGGUUAUAGACAACUUUGCACCGAGGUGGAUCCUGAUGAGAAUGUGUAAACUGCAUAAUGAAGACCUAUUAAGGGACAUGAACAAAAAUAAAAGAGAAUAAGUGGAUCAGAAAUUACCAUCAUAGGAAAAGAAAACACUUUAUUACAAAUACACAGGAAAAUGACGGCAAUUCAUUGCAGAAAUGUCAAUGAACUACUUGAAACACAAUCUUUGAAUGUAAUGGUAAAAAAAUAGCAAGGUGAUGAAGAGAUGAACACCACUUUGCUGUAAAUUCUGGAGGUGCAAGGCAAAAGUACAUGCAUUAGGAAAACUGUUGUGUGGAAGAAUUAACCGAGAUAUAUUUUGUAUGUGCAAUUGUAAUUAAAGUAACUAUAACUGCAUCUUCUUUACUUUGAGAAAAAAUGCUAUGGAUUAGAUAUGCAUAAACAGCUUGUAACCUUCCAUGCAUAAUACUUUGUCUCUAAAAUUAAAAUUAUAAUUUUUUCAAGCAAAAAUAUUAAAUUAUAUUAAAAGUGUCUUUUAGCUUUUCCUGUUAUUUUUUGCAUUAUACUUUUGAGGAACUAUACAUCAAAUAAGAAAAAUGAAAAACAUGAGACCAUAAAAAUAGUUUUAUUAAUUCUUUUGUAAUUUGAAAUAACAUAUCAGUUAUGAUAAUUAUAUUACUGAAGAAAAAAAUAACUGGGAAAAGUUAUAUUUACAAUUCCCAAUAGGUGAUUAUAAAGAUAUGCCAAAAGGAAAAUAUGUAAGAUAAUAUUUACAAUUUCCAUGUACAUAAACAUAAUAUUUUCAAUAUUUUUUUUUUUUUUUACCUAUACUGAGAUUAGUUUAACUUGAGAUAUCAGUCAGAACACAAAUCUAAGGUACAUACUAAGGUCCUAAACAUUUAAAUCUCAUACUCAUGUAAGUAACAAAUAUUUUGUAUAUAUAUAAUCAUCACACAACCUAAAUAAUUUCAAGUUUAAUUGUACUUGUACAGAUAUGAUCUAUUAAUCACUGAAAAUACUGACUAGUUUAACUGAAUCUUUCAACUUAAUUACUGUUCCAAAAAAAGAGGAAACAGAAAAAGAAAA
Molecule: messenger RNA, 2166 nt
Organism: Penaeus chinensis
Lineage: Eukaryota; Metazoa; Arthropoda; Malacostraca; Decapoda; Penaeidae
Product: very-long-chain 3-oxoacyl-CoA reductase-like
Exons: 7
Coding region: 216-1196 (326 amino acids)
Cellular component (GO): endoplasmic reticulum
Molecular function (GO): oxidoreductase activity
Source: RefSeq, a predicted model, not a curated record